AUGUCUGACGUUUUCUUAGCCGAUUCCGGUGCUCCAGUGGUUCUUUUAUCCGCAAAGAAACACUUUGAUGCUCUUCCAACUGAUAAAGAAAAGAAAUAUGCCCAUUUUCUUUCGAGGGCUGCACACCAUGGAACUAGAGCCAUUUUGAGGUCUGUCUCUCCCGAAAGUGAGGAUAUAUACGACUUGAUCUUGGCCAUUCACAAAGCCCUCGACUCUCCAUCUUCCAAUGAUAAGUACAUUGAGCGCUGGGGAGCCAAGCUUAAAGACCAGCUGUUGGAUACGACUGAUGCUGUUACCAAGUACCUUGAAUACGCAUCCCAAUUCUUGUCCAAUGUAGGUAACUACAAGUCAUUUGGAGACAAGAAGUUUGUUCCCAGAAUCCCCGAGUCUCAAUUGGAUACUCUUAUUGCUCAAUUGAACGAUGCAAAGGUCGGCUCGUUGUACGAGAAGAUCAAACAGCCAUUGUAUGACAGUAACGAGAAGAAGGGCUUGUUAGGAUGGCCAGCUCAGGGUCAUAUGUCGGGAUACUAUCCAGGAUCUAACGAGGGUAAGGGCACCGAAAAAACCAUUACAAAGGACGAAGUGGAGUUGGUGAAUGCUGCCUUGGCAACGCAUGGAAUUAUGCCUGAGAACACCAGAGUGGAAAAAGUUGACGAUAAGAAAUUCUUGGUUCACGUUGCCAGCGCUCUCGACGAAAAUACUACGUCGUAUUAUCCCAAGGAACCUAUCACUUAUGAAUCUGCAACAAUCACCUUUUCUUUUGGUGACCAUAAGAACGAGUUCAAGAAAAUCGUCGAGGCUUUGGAAGAAGCAUCAAAGUACGUGGCUAAUGACACUCAAGCCAAGAUGCUCUACUACUACAUUGAAUCGUUCAAGACUGGAUCCAUGAACGCCCACAAGGAAUCUCAAGUUCAAUGGGUGAAGGAUUUAAAGCCAUUGGUGGAAAGCAAUAUAGGAUUCAUCGAAACUUAUCGUGACCCUUCGGGGGUCAGAGGUGAGUGGGAAGGUUUGAUUGCAAUGGUGAACCAGGACAGAACUGCCAAAUUUUCUACUUUGGUUGAAAAUGCCACUACUCUCAUCAAACACCUUCCUUGGGACCCAUUUUUCGAGAAAGAUAAAUUUACACCACCAGAUUUUACUUCUUUGGAAGUUUUGACCUUUGCCGGAUCAGGUGUACCAGCUGGUAUCAAUAUUCCAAACUACGACGAUGUGCGGUUGAACGUUGGUUUUAAGAAUGUGUCGCUCGGUAAUGUUUUGUCUGCCAAUCCAAAGAAACCAAAGAAGGAAGAAGUCAUUACAUUCUUGAGUCCUGAACUUCAGCAAAAGUUCCGUAAGUGGAGGGAUGAAGCGUUUGAAGUACAAGUCGGAUUGCAUGAACUCUUAGGACAUGGUACUGGUAAGUUAUUGCAGGAAACGGCACCCGGAAAGUUCAAUUUUGACCGAAGCAACAAAUUGGCCUCGUCAUAUUACGGCCCAAAUGAUACAUGGGGCUCUUUGUUCGGCACUGUGGCAGGAUCGUUUGAAGAGUGUCGUGCUGAACUUGUGGCUCUCUAUCUUAUUUUGAAAGAGCCAUUCGAAGUUUUCGACAUUUUUGGAAUCAAGGACUCCAAAGAUCAAGAAGAUGUGAUUCUUAUCGCAACCGUACUUAUGUGUCGUGCCGGUUUACUUGGUCUCGAAUUCUGGGACCCUGCUACCAAGAAAUGGGGACAGCCACACAUGCAAGCCAGAUUUGGUAUCUUUAAGAGUUUGCACAAAGCGGGGAUCUGCGAUCUCAAGUACAAGGAGGAGAACUUUGAUGAUUUAGAAAUCGUUUUUGACACUUCCAAAUUAUCCACGACGGCUGUUGACACCUUGGGUGAGUACUUGCGCAACUUGCAUGUUUUCAAGUCUACUGGAAAUGUUAAGGAAGGACAACGGUACUACAACGAACAGACAGAGGUGACGCCAGAGUACAGUAAGUUUAGAGAUGUUGUCCUUGCCAAGAAGCUUCCAAGGAAACAAUUGAUUCAAGCCAACACCGUUCUCACUGAGUCAGGAAGCGUGGAGGUGAAAGAAUACGAAGAAUCCGAAGUGGGACUUAUUCUUAGUUUCGUUGAAAGAGGCGUUUAG
Messenger RNA from Meyerozyma guilliermondii ATCC 6260, 2109 nucleotides. Its product is annotated as dipeptidyl-peptidase III. Gene Ontology annotation, molecular function: dipeptidyl-peptidase activity; metalloexopeptidase activity. Gene Ontology annotation, cellular component: cytoplasm. NCBI's taxonomy places the organism in Eukaryota, Fungi, Ascomycota, Pichiomycetes, Serinales, Debaryomycetaceae. The transcript has a single exon. The record is from RefSeq and is a predicted model, not a curated record. Gene Ontology annotation, biological process: proteolysis. Bases 1 to 2109 code for a protein of 702 amino acids.